UCCACCCCUCCCCUCUCAUUCCUGACGCUACUGCGCAUGCGCAUUCCCACGCGGGCCGUGGUCCCGCUAAGCCGCGUUUAGGUCCCCUCCGACGGAACUGACGCGGACAACUUCCACCGCGGGGCCCUCGCCGCCGCCGCCGCCGCCACACGCCUCGCUCGGCGCGGUCGUCGGGAGGACUUUCGUCAACUUUUUUACCUCACGGGGGUUCUGAGCGCACGGCGGGGGGGAGUCGCAUCAUCAACUCCUCUCCCACACGCGUGGAGAUCUUUUUUUCCUUUUUUUUUACUCAGCCGCAAAAUGUUCCGUCGAUGCCGGACACGGCAAGCGGGUUGACAUUCUCCCGUCACAAAGCCGCACGCAAAACAGCGGGGGGCGAAUUCGGCGCAGGCUGGACGGAGAGCCCCGGCACGCCGCUCCGGGUCCUUGCAGUUUUCCAAAAAAAAAAAAAAAUUCCCGUGCCUUCGAGUUACAGUUUCAGCGAUCAAACGAUUUGUCGUCAAACCGCCCGGACGCUCAGGCCUCGCCACCGCCGCGCACCGCCUUCAGCUUUUUUAAAAGGAUCCGGCACCACCACCCGCCACCACCGCCGUGCGUCGGCCCCAGUCAUGACGUCGAUUUCAAGGCCGCGCUGCGGGGAAUGAAGGUGACUCUUUUUGAAAAAAAAAAAAAAACACAGAAAAACUUGGUGAGACAUUCCGUGGCUGCGCCGCCCUCUGCCCCCCGGAGACGUCGUCUGCAGAACUCUGCCUCCCUCGCGCUCGGGAAUACGUCGCGUUGAAAAUCGACUGCUUUUGGGAAAACAGAAACAAAAAAGGCACCUGUCGGACGACGACGACGACGAUGAGAACAGCCGUAGCAAUAAAAUAACGUCGGCAUCAAGCACCAAGGACGCCCACCACCACCACCACCCCCCCGCAUCGCCGGUUCGACCGAUGCGAGCGACUCUUCGGUACGUCCCAGCGCCGCUUCCACGCAAACUCCGGUCGUCGUCGCCCUCGCAGCGGCGGCAGCGGCGGCAGCGGCGGCUUCGGCGGCUUCGGCGGCCUCUGGCUCGGCCAUCGGACGAGGACGGCGGUGCCCGCGUCGUCGCGCGGUGCUCUGGGAUGCCCUUCCGUGGCCGUCUGGAACGCCCUUCCUUCCGAUAUUAGGAAGCGUCUGGAGCUACGCAAUUUUGGAUGCUGACAGGAAAAAAAAAACACUCUGCUCUUUUAGAACAGGGCUCCGUGCGUCGGCGAGAGAAGUCCACCGUUGCGCGCACCGCCGCUCUUGUUCGGACGCCACGGGGUUUUUGGAUAUCCGCCUGUCGCGGUACGAGAUGAGAGGAAAAUAGUUGUCCACCCGACAGAUUUUCACGUUUUUUUGGCGAGGGACCCUCCCAUCGCGGGUUCUCGAAAAACCAAGAAAACAAAACCGCCCUCUAGUUUCUAAACAGCAACAGUGGCAACGGCAGCAGCAGCUGCACGAAAUAAAAAUCGCCAAGAGUCUGAAAUCGGAACGCGCGAGCGUGGACAUCCCUCCCCCCCCCCCCCCCCCGCUGGCUCGACGAUGCUUCAGGACAUCAAAGAGAGUCUCCGCCAGCGAGGAAAGGGCCAGGCUGAUGGCCAGCCCAGGCCGUGGAGCGACUGCCCCUCCCAGAAUGCAUUGCUGCAGCAGCAGCUACAACAGCAGCAGCUACAACAGCAACAGCUGCAACAGCAGCAGCAGCAACAGCAGCAGCAGCAGCAGCAAGGCAGGGCGGCGGUGAAAUUUGGACCGCACCAGAAGGCUCUGCUGGAGAUCAGAAACUCGCUGCAGCCGUUCGCUUACGAAGGAGGGGAUCAGCUCCAGGGGAACGAGGAUGGAGGGAUUGGCUCGUCCAAGAUCCAUAAUGGCCGUGUCAGCAUGGAGAUGGCAACCGAUGCGGUUGCUAAACUGGGCAUCUGCGGUGCGGGCGUCCACCGCAGGCACAGCCUCAAGGACCCCACGAUGAUGCCCUUUGACCCCACCGAGGGCGGUCACCUGGGGUCUCCGCGUAACGCCACGCCUCCGCCAGGGAGCGCGCAGCAGCAGCAGCAGCAGCAGCAGAGAUUCACGGCCAAUGCGGACUACAUUUCCGCGCGGAUGGGGACGUCGCCCGGAUCUCAGUGCGCCAAGCCUCCGGGUUACUCGGUCGUGGCCCCGGCAAGGCCCAACGGAACUCCUUUUGGGCUGAGACCGACGCAGCAAGAAGCUUCUAUGCAGCAGCAGCAGCAGCAGCAACAGUACCAGCAGCAGCAGCAGCACUAUGCAACAGGCGGUCCUCUGAGGCUGCCGCCCAGUGCCUUGACUUCCCAGCAUCAGCAGCAGCAGCAGCAGCAACAACAGCAGCAACAACAACAGCAGCAACAACAGCAGCAGCAGCAGUCGUACUACGCGACAGCAUCGUCGGCAGGAGUGCCUCUCCGAUUGCCUCCCGGCGCUUUGGCCCCGUCGCAGCAGCAACAGCAGCAGCAGCAGCAGGGGUACUACCCGUCUGUCCGUAUGACUGCAACCUCCGCCCACAAUUCCCAGCAGCAACAGCAACAGCAGCAGCAGCAGCAGCCGCCCCCUCCUUACCCGUACUCGCAGGCACCGCCGGCGUUUGGCGCCGGCGGGGGAAGCCGCAACAGCCAGAACAUGGAGCUCUACCAGAUGGGAGCCGGGGCGGCCGGGAACAGGGGCAGCCAGAACAUGGACGUGUACCCGCAGGUCGUUUCCAACCGGAGCAGCCAGAACUUGGACCUGUUCCCGCAGGGGAUGUCCAACAGGAACAGCCAGAACCUGGACCUGUUCCCGACGGGCGUGUCCGGCUGGAACGGUCAGAGCGUGGACUUGUUCCAGCAGGUCGUCCCCAACCGGAACAGCCAGAACCUGGACAUGUUCCCGCUCGGGGCGUCCAACCGGAACAGCCAGAACCUGGACAUGUUCCCGCUCGGGGCGUCCAACCGGAACAGCCAGAACCUGGACGUGUACCAGCAGGUCGUGCCCAACCGGAACAGCCAGAACCCAGACGCGUUCGCGCAGGGGAUGUCCAACAGGAACAGCCAGAACCUGGACGUGUUCCAGCAGGUCGCGCCCAACCGGAACAGCCAGAACCCGGACCUGUUCCCGCACGGAGCGUCGAACAGGAGCAGUCAGAAUCUCGACAUGUACCCGCCGCAGGCGAUGUCCAACCGGAACUCCCAGAACCUCGACGUCUUCCCGCAAGCGAUAUCCAACCGCAGCUCCCAGAACGUGGACGUGUUCCCUCCGGCAAUGCCCAACCGGAAUUCCCAAAACCUGGACGCGUACCAGCACGGCUCGUCGGGCCGGAACAGUCAGAACCUGGAGGGGUUUUCGCUGGGAGCCGCCGCCCCUGCCCCCGCCGCGGCCCCCCCUCUUCCUCCCAGCUACAGCGUGUGCCUGCGGCAGGCGCCGGGGCAGGCGGAAUCGUUUGCGAGCGGCCGUUCCACUCCUCGCCCCGUGAGCUCCGAGCUGCAGCAGCUGCAGCAGCAGCAGCAGCAGCUUCAACAGCAGCAGCAGCUUCAACAGCAGCAGCAGCAGCUUCAGCAGCAGCAGCAGCAGGGCACUGCUGCGACUCUGACAGCCCUCCCGGCCGCGGCGAUUCUGAACCCCGUGAAGAGCACGCGCGUGACGAAGCCGGAGCUGCAGACGGCUUUGGCGCCGACGCAUCCGCCUUGGGCAAGCCAGGCCUUGCAGCAGCAGCAGCAGCAACAGCAGCAACAGCAGCAGCAGAGCCAGAUGGCAGCGCUACCUCAGCACGCGAUGUCGAUGAUGUCGCAUCUGCCUCCUCAGUCUGUGCAGCAAAUCUGGCAGCAGCAGCAGCAGCCUCUGAUUCAUCACCCGCAGCAACAGCAGCAGCAGCAGCACAAUGUGCUGAAGCAGGCAGAUCAGCUGAUGUAUCAGCAACAACAACAGCAGCAACAACAACAACAGCAGCAGCAGCAACAACAACAGCAGCAACAGCAACAACAACAGCAGCAGCAGCAACAGCAGCAACAACAGCAGCAGCAACAGCAGCAGCAGCAGAUGGCGGUGGCUUCGGAGUACGGCGAGAGGAUGGACUACGCCAGGCCACCGCCACCGCCCUACCCAGGCCACCUGCUGCAAGCGCACACGGCUGUUAAAGAGACGGUGAAGGAGGUCGCUGCACAGGACCCCGAGAAGAAUGGAGGCAGCUUGGUGUCGGGUGACAACAAGCAGAUCCGCACCUCUCCCGUUCCCGAGCGGCGCGGGGCGCGGAGGAGGAAGGCUGACGACGAGGACGACGAGGACGACGAGGAGGAGGUGGAGGUGGAAGAUGAGGAGGAGGAGGUGGAGGUGGAGCGCCGGGGGGCGGAGGGCGCGGGAGCGGAGGGCGGUGGAGGCGGUGGAGGCGGUGGUGGCCGCGUGCGGGCGUUUGCUCCGCGCGCGUUCCGCUUCUACAUGGAGCAGCACGUGGAGAACGUCCUGAAGCAGCACCAGCAGCGCGUGCUGAGACGCAUGCAGCUCGAGAGGGAGAUGGCCAAGAUCCAGCUGUCUGAGGAGGCGCGCGUGCAGAUGCGCCUGAUGCUGCGCCAGAAGGAGUCCAACUACCUGCGGCUCCGUCGCGCCAAGAUGGACACCUCGCAGUUCACGCGCAUCACAACGCUGGGCGUGGGGGCCUUCGGCGAGGUGUCGCUGGCUCGCAAGGUGGACACCGGCGCCCUCUACGCCGUCAAGACGCUUCGCAAGCACGACGUGCUGCUGCGCAACCAGGCGGCGCUCGUCAAGGCCGAGCGCGACAUCCUGGCCGAGGCCGACAACGAGUGGGUGGUGCGCCUCUAUUACUCGUUCCAGGACAAGGAGGCCCUCUACCUGGUCAUGGACUACAUCCCCGGCGGCGACAUGAUGAGUCUCCUCGUGCGCCUGGGCGUCUUCCCCGAGCCGCUGGCGCGCUUCUACGUGGCCGAGCUGGUGCUGGCCGUGGAGAGCGUCCACCGCAUGGGGUUCAUCCACCGCGACGUGAAGCCGGACAACGUCCUCAUCGACCGCGACGGGCACAUCAAGCUCACCGAUUUCGGCCUGUGCACCGGCUUCCGCUGGACCCACGACUCCAAGUACUACCAGCAGCACAACGGUGAGCACCUUCGGCAGGACAGCAUGGAGCUGUGGGGGGCCGGGUGCGGCGACGCGGGCGGCGCCGCGGGGGGCCUCGCGGCGCCCCCCACCGAUGCCGCCGGCGGCCCCCUCCCGGCGAGCCCCCCGGCGUGCCGCUGUGCCGAGCGCCUCAAGCCGCUGGAGCGGCGGGCGGCUCGCCGGCGCUGCCUGGCACACUCCCUGGUGGGCACCCCCAACUACAUCGCUCCUGAGGUGCUGCUGCGCACUGGCUACACUCAGCUAUGUGACUGGUGGAGUGUGGGUGUCAUCCUCUACGAGAUGCUGGUGGGGAAGCCUCCGUUCCUGGCGCCGACGCCCGCGGAGACGCAGAGGAAGGUGGUGAACUGGCGGGAGACGUUGGUGUUCCCGCCCGAGCGGCCGCUCUCCCCGGACGCCCGUGACCUCGUGCUGCGCCUCUGCCGCGAGGCCUCGGAGCGCCUCGGCUCGGCGGGGGGGGCGGCCGCGGUGAAGCGCCACCCCUUCUUCUCGCCGCCGCUCGACUUCUCGUGCGACGUCCGCUCGCUGCCCGCCCCCUACGUGCCCACCAUCGCCCACGACACCGACACCUCCAACUUCGACCCGCCGCCGCCGCCGCAGCAGCCGCAGCCGCAGCAGCAGCAGCCCUCAUCCUCAGCCGGCACCGGAGGAGGAGGAGGAGGGAUGGACGUGGCGUGGGGGGCGAGGAGGGGCGACACGGGAGCCAAUGGUGCUCAGUGCGACAGGGCCCAGAGACUCCCAGGGGCCUUCCCCUCCGGCCACUGCGGGGGCCCCGGCGGAGGCCGCGGCGGCGCGGGGGGCCCCGGCUCCGCGGUGGCGGGCGGCAGUCACAUGACGGAGAUGGCCUUCUACGAGUUCACCUUCCGCAGGUUCUUCGACGACACGGGGCGCCCCUACCGCUCGCCACGACCCCUCGACGACAUUCAGGACCUCGCUGGGCGGGGCGGCUACGACGGGGGGCGGGACGCCGAGGGUCUUGGUGGCGACCUCUCGAAUGUCGCGGUGUCGUUCCCACCGUAA
Messenger RNA from Petromyzon marinus (sea lamprey), 6135 nucleotides. The record is from RefSeq and is a predicted model, not a curated record. Lineage: Eukaryota; Metazoa; Chordata; Hyperoartia; Petromyzontiformes; Petromyzontidae.